Messenger RNA from Colletotrichum abscissum, 468 nucleotides. RefSeq lists its product as uncharacterized. The coding region runs from base 1 to 468 and encodes 155 amino acids. NCBI's taxonomy places the organism in Eukaryota, Fungi, Ascomycota, Sordariomycetes, Glomerellales, Glomerellaceae. The transcript is spliced from 3 exons. The record is from RefSeq and is a predicted model, not a curated record.
AUGCAUAUCCCGUCUUUCAGCCAAACUGCCACGAUUGGCAUGGCUUUCUAUGCCAUCGCUGCUGUAGCUGCACCAGUAGCUCAGCCAAUCGCCGAGCCUAGGUUCGAGACAGGUGACCUUAUCGAAACCCUACGCGACGCCAUCCGAGACGAGGCCGGUCUUCCCGGUGAAGAUAAGAACAAGGAGGGUGGAGUUGAUAUUCUAAACAAUAAGGGCGGCGGUGGUGGCUACGGAGGAUACGGCGGCGGAAAGGGUGGAGGAUACGGUGGCGGCGGGUACGGUGGAGGUGGGUAUGGUCACGGGGGCGGCGGCUACGGGGGCGGUGGCUACGGCAACGGCGGGUACGGCAACUGCAAGGGUGGAUACAAAUGCGGCGGAGGGUACGGUGGUGGAGGGUACGGCGGCGGCGGGUACGGCGGUGGAAAGGGAGGCGGAUACGGUGGUGGCUAUGGCGGCCACGGUCACUAA